Molecule: messenger RNA, 5770 nt
Organism: Hylaeus volcanicus
Lineage: Eukaryota; Metazoa; Arthropoda; Insecta; Hymenoptera; Colletidae
Gene: NFRKB
Product: nuclear factor related to kappa-B-binding protein-like
Exons: 14
Coding region: 786-5444 (1552 amino acids)
Cellular component (GO): Ino80 complex
Molecular function (GO): protease binding
Source: RefSeq, a predicted model, not a curated record
ACAACAUCAGAGGUGGACGUUAAACAAAUAAUUUUAAAUACAUUUUAAUAUUUUUGUCUAGAUAAUCCACUUUGUCGAAUAUUUGACACUUAAGUAAAACGUUACUUGUUAUCGGGCGUUUCUUAUCUUUUCAUCAAAAAAGGUUUCGCUGACGUAUUCGUUCGAGACUCGAUUCGAAUUGAAUUUUGUUUUCUCUCUCCAAUCGUGCCAACAAGCACAGCCGUCGUACGAAUAUCACUAGAAGAGUAGAAAGUUUCCCGCACACUUUGAGAAAUACUCGGUUUUGGUUCUCGUGCGAACAAAAAAAUUUUUACAAAAGUCCUGUCGUAUGAACGGAAAAUAUUAAGAAUUUGCCAUCGUGUUCGGUGGCAUCGACGAGGUGAAUCGUUGACGCUUUGAUCAGCGUUUGAACUGGCCCUAAAAAUCUCCGCCAUUGAAUUGCCGCGGCUGUGAAUCGGCGAAGAAGGUGCGCGCUCUCGAGAUCCUUCAUAUACAAACACCGUGGUUCUGUUCGCUGUAUUCCACGCCAUGUCUACAAUUUGUCGGAAGAGUAGGAGUGCAGUAGCAGUGACAGGUCAAACGGCGAACGGCGAGAUUACUUAAUAUUCGCACGACACGCGACGAGGGUUUCCUGUAUCGAAAAAACGUCGUGAUAUAUCUCCACGGUUGUUGGUUUUUCUUCUGGCUGUUUAUUAUCGUCGGCAGUGAAGUGCUAUUUGGUGGUUUCGCGGGGAUAGCAGAGCUCGCGGAACAAGCAGAGACCGAACGCUGAGAAACUGAAAAUAAUGGAGAUGGACGAAUGCUCAGCUGGUGGAGAUAGCGGAGCAGAGGAAGACGAAGAUGAUGCAUCUUCCCAUGGAUCUAGAAGCAACAGUAGUAGCAGCAGCAUCAGUGGAAGCAGUACAUCCACAGACAGUGGAGACGACAGCGGAGAGGAUCAUGGUUCUAGUGGCAGCGAAAGUCACAGUUCUGGAGAUGAGGAUGAAGAUGAAAACGAUAAUACGGAAUAUUCUAUGAAAGCAGACAGUCCCGAUACAGUGAAAUGGGAGACUUGCAUCGCCUCGAAUACAAAGGUGAAACUGCCUCAAGAUUUGUGCGAACAUUCGCCGAUUUUUAAAGAAUUUCUAGACUACCCUUAUAUUUGGAACGAAUGCUUGACCGAGAAUCAAAGGGAGACGCUGUGCAGCCUUUUGCCAAGCUUCCCAAAGGACUGCGACGUCGAGGCUGAAACAGAAAAGACUCUGCGUAUGCUGUUUGAUAGAGAAAAUCAGAGAUUCGAUGUAGCACCACUAGACGCGUUUCACACUCACUUGUCCGCUGGGCACUAUCGCCCAGACAUCAGAAGGAUGUGUGGUCUGGUACGCAAGGCGCAGCAAAGGCGAUUGUUGUUCGAAGAACGAAAGCGAUCGUACGAACUGGCCAGUCAGUUGUUAAAGUCUAGAGAGAGCUUGUUGUUGAACGCAUACAAGCAGGGUUUCAGUCAGCCAGCGCAGAGAACGGUGUCGAAAGUCCAGUGGAGGAAACCGAAGCCUGCUAUGGUUGAAGAGAAAACGCAACUGCGCUAUUUGGAGGAACUGAAUGCGCUGAGGACAGAGCUCGGAGCAAAUGCGAAGCUAGUGGCGGACACGACAUCCGAGAACGAGGAGAACUAUCCGUAUUAUCAGCUCUCCGGGGCCAAGCAGAAGAAGAAGAGGCGUUCGUUCAUGACUGCCCAGGGCUUGUCCAUCAGAGGCUUGCAAAUGAACCACGAGGACGAGACGAUUCGACCCGUUUUCUCCACUCUGCAACGAGCAGAGUACUCUACGAAUAGAUCGUUGUUCAUUCGCGAACAGACAGAGGAAAUGUACCGUGAAAUGCUGCUCGAGCAUAAAAAACGAAGAGCGCGGCGCGAUAUUCAUCCAGAACUGAACACCCAAGGUAUCGCUCUCGCCGAUCUCACUCAAAGGGCACAAGUCGGUCAGAAACACAAAUUGCCCAUCGGUCCAACCAUGCGCAUCACGCCAGUGAAGAAACGAAUUAAACUAGAACCAUCGCCCCUAUGCCCACCAGCACCGAGAUUAAUCAAUUCGAAUUCGAUAAAACAUGAGAGCGACAACAGCGACUACUCUCACACGACGGACGACAAUAGACAUUCCAACGCAUUGGACAUGGAUCACAGGAUGCUCACGCCGAUCAAAUCGGAGCCCAUAGACGCGUACGAAAUGCAUCAGAUAUCGAAGAAGAAAUUGAGUCCCGCAACAUCGAGAGGCAGCAAGUCUUCGGUGAUGUCUACGCCAGAGAUUAAGAAAGAAGUGGAAGACAUGGAGUACGAAGACAUUAAAACGGAACUCAGCGGUGUGAACGAAGACGUUCCUCCCGAAACAGAGGAAGACGAGGAGAACGAUAAGAAGGAACUCGAUUUGGACAGCAUCGACAUGAUGCAAAUACCGAUUCAAUUGGACGACGGAAUCGAUAUACUGGACGACGUCAAAUGCGAGGACGAAGGCGUGAUAUCGAUACCGGAUAAAGAAUUAAACGUUCAAGGAAACGACGAUGCUAUGGACAUUAGCAGUGGAGCAGAGCUAAUGCAGGAAACGCAUGCUUGUUUCUUCUCGUUGUUAAGAGACGCUUUCACCUCGAAGGGCGAGUUCAGAAUGAGCGGAGUGGAAAUGAAAGAAGCUGUCACGCAGUGGCAAGGGAACCCUAUUUCGCCAUUGAACGAUUGGUACUCGUUCGCGUCUUCUUGGACUGCGUUGGUCCCAUUGGCUUUGGGGUUUCUUGCCGGAGAAUUCACUUAUUCUCAAGAAUUGGGUGACCGACAAGAACGCGAACCAGAACUCGUCCCCUACUUAGAGAACAAAGGAAACGGAGUUUACGCGUGGAUUGGCGCUGGACGCGAUUCGGAUUCACGUCUGUCAGAUUUAUGCACGAAAUUCUUGUUACACAAAGAUUCAUUAGGUCCGCCAACAUCCGCGGUCUGCUCCGUGACAGCUGUGAAACAGCAGUCUCAAAUGACGCAGUCUAGCAAUAGUAACAUUAACAACAGUAACGUUGGUAACAUUUCCGGAAACGGAAAUACAAAUGCGACAAGCUGUAGAGCUAGCAGUCCUGUCAUAGAAUCGAUCAACGUCGACGGAGGAUCUAUUAACAGCGUCGCAGAAUGGGAACCUCCUCGCGCUCUUUGGCCUACCGAAUGGAAAGUUCGUCCUUCCACACCGGAAGAACGCGACGAGUUUAGAAGACAGGAACGAAUGCGUUACGCUGCACCUCAUAAAGCGUUUACUUACAGAAUGCACGGCUACGCGUCCGUCGUGGGUCCGGUGAAAGGCAUUUAUCAACAUAACGUCGCUUCUGGAUUGACCAAGGCUCGCGGACACUCGUUACUGGUGGCUGAUCGACCAAAUUUUGUUACGAUCUUGGCAUUGGUGAGAGACGCCACUGCGAGGCUCCCUAACGGCGAAGGGACUCGAGCCGACAUUUGUCAAUUGCUAAAGGACUCCCAGUACAUCAGAGAACAAACGGACAGCGACGACAAGGAAGGAUACCUGCAUUCGGUCGUGUCUGGUGCUUUGGACAGAUUGCAUUACGAAACAGAUCCUUGCGUUCGGUAUUACCCCCGUCGCAAAGAGUGGUUGUAUCUUCAUCGUGCGCGCUCGGAGUCUGAAUUCGAAAUGUACCAUCAACAGUUGCAAGGUGUCGCGAAGAACAAGAAGAACGUUGGUAGCAUGUCGCGAAACAAAACGUUGCCACCGGUUAUAAAGCCUACUAAUAUUAACAAGGAGCAGUCUCCGAUUAGCAGCAAAGAAAGUACGCCUAAGAAAGAAAGAAAAGCCGCGACCACCGCGCAGCCUGUUAUAUCUAGAAAGGAGCAGAAGAAAACCGAAGAAAAGGUUGUCGUCGAUCAUUCGGUCUCGACCGAGCAGCCUGUUGUCCCUACGAACGUGGCGACGACGAUCAGCGCUACUACGACUUCGGCCGUCUCCGUAACAGGAACUACCGUCCCCGUUACCACUCACACGAGUAUACCUACCUCCAUAAGCACUGUGACCGUCGAAAAGGACAUAACGAGUAACGAAAUAGCGAAACCACAGAUUACAACCACGGUCCCAGCGAAAAAGGUGACCAACAUCAGUGGAAAACCUGUCGCUGUCGUGAAGACAAACGCUCAGAGCCUGUUACAGUCGAAUCAGCAACACUUUCCUCAUCAUCAAAUUCAAGUGUCGACCUCUGCAGGCUUGCAAACUAUACGAUUGUCUGGACAUUCUGUGCUGCACUCCGCCCAAUCCGUUGCAUCCAACAGCGCCUCCAGUAACGCAUCAAAUGUGACCACCAAUUUGACGACGAUAUUCCCUCAAGCCAAAGUACAGAAUCAACAGCAGCAGCAACAAUCCCAGCAACAGCAGCAACAGACGAUCGUAACGAAUCAAGCGGGAAAAAGCAUUUUGCAGACCGCCAAUAUAAAGCAACAACAGAGUCAGCAGCAACACGUGUUACCUGGGAAGACUUUGCUGGCCUCGCAGAUCAAGUUGGUUAGUUCGGGACAAAUUAAAUCGCUCCUCACGGGUCACGGUUUACAAGGUCAGACGAUAUUUAUCAAACAGUCGUCGCCUUCCGGCAAUCAAACGCAGCAGUUGCAGCAGCAACAACUGAAGCAACAGCAACAGCAUCAGCAACAACAGAUCCAACAGCGCGUCGUAGCCAAUCAACAACAGUCGAUUCAGACGUCUGGCAUGCAACGUAUAAUAGCACAGAUCGGAGGAAAGCCGAUCGCGGUCCAAAUACAGCAGUCCCCGCAUCAACAACAGCAGCAACAGCAACAAAAGAUCCUAGCGAAGGUUUUAACUAGUUCAGGCGGCGGUCAACUCAUCUCUGUGGAGAGUCUUCUCGCGCAGAAGGGAUUGAAAUUGGCAACCACUAGUCACGCUAAUCAACUCAACAGGCAAGGCAAGCAGGUCAUACAAACCCAAUAUCAGAUGGUAUCGCAAGCGCAGUCGUCCUCGGGGCAAUCCAAGAUCAUAGUCAGUACGCAGCAACAACAACAGUCGCAGCCCCAGACGGUGCGUAUGGUGACGGCUCAGUUGGCUGGAAAACCUAUAGUGUUGGCUAGCGGCAACAAAAACGUCGGAGUAGGUGUGAGCACCAGCGGAAGCGUGGUUCUGGGAAAACAGCAGUCGUCACAACAGCAAACGCAACAACAGCCCAUCAUCCUACCGAGCCAGUUGCUCAACAUCAAGACGCUGCACGGUCUAAAAGUGAUACCGACUCCGACAGGCCUGAAAACCACCGGUGCAGCGGUUUACGCACGAGUGAUAGCUCCCACGACCAUAACCUCGACUCAGUCCACUGGGAACCAACAGCAGCAACAGCAACAGCAACAGCAACAGCAACAGCAGCAGCAACAGCAGCAGCAGCAGACCAUUCAAGCUCAACAACAAUCGAGAAACAACUCCUACAGCACGCCCUGACAGAAUUGACGCGUCAUUUUAUUGUUUUGCAUUAUUCCGUUCUCUCGUUCAGUUUCGUCUCCUGGAGUAGUCUCGGAGUUUCGUGGCAAACUAGAACCGAAUUCGAAUGUAAAAAGAAAGGUAAAAGAAGAAUUAAGAAAAAGUUACGAAGGACUACCGUACUGACAGGUCUGCGUCGUUGCGCACAGUUUCCGUGCAAAUUCGAGUCAACAAGGUGAAAUAAGAAUACAGGCGGGUCAUUGUUGGCCUUCUUUUUUUGUAUUAAGUGUCGAAUUAUUUACAAAUGCAUGGUACGAUUUUAAAUAUAAAAACACCGUUUUCUCUCA